AUGCAAAGGAAUAAACAACAAAUAUUUUCUUUGAAUGGAAAAUCGGUAACUCGGUUACAAACCUCAUCAAUGAAUAAUAAUAAUAAUAAUAAUAAUAAUAAUAAUAAUAAUAAUAAUAAUAAUAAUAAUAAUAAUAAUAAUAAUAAUAAUAAUAAUAAUAAUAAUAAUAAUAAUAAUAAUAAUAAUAAUAAAAAUAAUAAAUUCAUUGAUGAUCAAAAUUACAAUUCUGAUAGUGAUACUUCUUCUAAUGAUAGUGAGAGUGAUAGUGAUAGCGAGAGUGAUAGUGAUAGCGAAGAGAUAAUCCAUUAUGAUAAUGAUGGACAAUCUCUUUAUGUAAAAAAAGUUUCAAAAACACAAUCGGAACCACCACACCCAAAACCACCGCAACCAAAACCAAAACCACAUCCAAAAUCAGAAGCAGAACAACAAAUUAAAACUCUUUUACCAUCGCUCCCAAAAAAUCCAAUUCCAAAACAUCCUAUUUUUAAUUUGAAUUGUGAUUUAGUUGAUAGUCCACAUGACAGAUUAUGGAUAAUUGAAAGUAAAAAAAGAGAAAAGAGAUUAUCUCGAGAAUCAUUAGAAGAUAAAAAAAAGCCAAAUAAAAAAAAUAAAAAAAAACAAUUUAAAUAA
Messenger RNA from Dictyostelium discoideum AX4, 630 nucleotides. RefSeq lists its product as hypothetical. The record is from RefSeq and is a predicted model, not a curated record. The transcript has 2 exons. Bases 1 to 630 code for a protein of 209 amino acids. NCBI's taxonomy places the organism in Eukaryota, Evosea, Eumycetozoa, Dictyosteliales, Dictyosteliaceae.